CAGUAAGGUCGAGUUUUUUUUUUUUUUUUUUUUUUUUUUCUUCGUGUUGAAGAGGCUACAUUUUCGUUGCGACGAUGACUCCGGAUGCCAUUGCUGUAGCCACCGUUAGCCAAAACGUGGCAGAUCAGAGGACGCGUCAAUGCGUACGAGGCAUUUGGGCUUUGCAGCCAUCCCGCCAGCCCCUGGAGCUAAAAAUCGGCUUGCAGUUUUUAUUGUCAUUUAAAGGUACAGAAUAUGGCCAAUUCGGUUACCAGCCAGGAGAAACCGACAGUACAACGUUUCUCGGCAUCAUUUCCAAAGCUGCAGAGUUCAUCACAAUUAGCCCUCCCUUGGUCAUGCAGGUCGAGUGCAGCAGUAAUUUGGACAAGGAGAAACAAGAGAUGGAACGUCUGGGCUGAAGAGUAACGUCUACUGUACCUACUUCGCCAUUUUUGGGUUUAGGAAAGGGAUCUUCACUCAUUUUUCCCGUUAUCGGUACCAUGUUCUGGAACAAGAAUCUAGAACUACAGUAUCGUCUGAUAAAUGUGACACGAAGUGCUAAAGAACUAGAAUUAGAAGUGCUAGAG
This is a messenger RNA of Pyricularia oryzae 70-15, 566 nucleotides long. RefSeq lists its product as uncharacterized. The transcript is spliced from 3 exons. The record is from RefSeq and is a predicted model, not a curated record. Bases 75 to 398 code for a protein of 107 amino acids. Lineage: Eukaryota; Fungi; Ascomycota; Sordariomycetes; Magnaporthales; Pyriculariaceae.